AUGAGCGAGACAGACAUGAGGAUUGACCCAUCACGAGCAUCUGCUCUCCUCUCGCAUUUGCAGAGCGUCAAUGAGAGGAUAGCCGCAGUGGCCAAAGGCCGCGCCGUAAGGCUGGUGGCCGUUUCAAAACUCAAGCCCGCGAAUGACAUUCUCGCCCUCCAUGAAUCCCCCGCCCGGCAGCUGCACUUUGGUGAGAACUACGCCCAAGAGCUGGCCCAAAAAGCCGAGCUGCUGCCCCGGACGAUCCAGUGGCACUUUAUCGGAGGUCUUCAGUCAGGCCGCUGCAAAGACCUCGCCAAGAUCCCGAACCUCUGGUGCGUGUCCAGCGUCGACAACCUCAAGAAGGCGCAGCUGCUCGACAAGUACCGGGGCGAGAAGAUCAAGGCCAACCCGGCCACGCACAAACUCAACGUGCACGUCCAGGUGAACACAUCGGGCGAGGAGUCCAAGUCCGGGUGCGCGCCGGGAGACGAGGUCGUGUCGCUCUGCCGGGCCAUCGUCAACGACUGCCCCCACCUGCACCUGCUGGGUCUGAUGACCAUCGGCGCCAUUGCCCGGAGCGUGGCGACCACGGCCGAGAACGAGAAUGAUGAUUUCAGGCUGCUGAGGGAGCAGCGGGAUCUUGUGGUCAAGGAGCUGGGUCUAGACACGGUGCUGGAGCUGAGCAUGGGCAUGAGCGAGGAUUUUGAGGGCGCCAUUGUUAUGGGCAGCGGGGAGGUGAGGGUCGGGAGUACCAUUUUUGGGCAGCGGCCGGCUAAGUCUGAGGCCAAAAUAGUGACAUGA
This is a messenger RNA of Parathielavia appendiculata, 783 nucleotides long. RefSeq lists its product as uncharacterized. Lineage: Eukaryota; Fungi; Ascomycota; Sordariomycetes; Sordariales; Chaetomiaceae. Gene Ontology annotation, cellular component: intracellular anatomical structure. Gene Ontology annotation, molecular function: pyridoxal phosphate binding. The transcript is spliced from 3 exons. The coding region runs from base 1 to 783 and encodes 260 amino acids. The record is from RefSeq and is a predicted model, not a curated record.